CCACAAAUCAUUUCGCGUGGAUUUCGUGACGUUUUUUUGCGUGUAUUGCUAUCGGUUGUUUUCAAAUGUUAUUUAAUUUUUAAGAUGUGUUAUGUGAGAAUUGUGUUGUAUAUACUAUCUAUAAUAUUAAAUCUCGUGGAUUAACUUUAAGUGUUUAAGACCUCUUGUUUUGUCGCGUAAACGUAGUCAACUCAGAGUAUUGAGGUAUGAAAAUGACGGGUGAAAUGGAUUCUUCAACAUUAGUCGUUCGGCAUCUUCCCUCGGAACUGUCAAUAAAAGAAAAGGAAGAAAUGCUUAAAUAUUUUGGUGCUAGCCAUGUGAGGGUUAUGUCAGAAACAGGAAGGAUGAAACAUACAGCAUUUGCUACAUUUUCUUCACCGCAACAUGCUGAACAAGCUCUGAAGAGACUACACCAGCUGAAUGUACUAGAACGCCGCCUGGUGGUUGAAUUUGCAAAACCCCAACAGAAGAAAUAUUUUCCUCAUGAAGGUGACUUUUCAAGAACUGAAUUAAUGGAACAGAAAGUACUUCCGGCAAAGGAAAUGCCUGAAAGGGAGGAAAUCCAGUCUAGAAUGGCAAAAUUUAAGUUACAGUUGCAUAGUGUUGCUCCUAAACUUGGAUUGGAUUACCUUCCUUCUCCACUCCUAAAGUACAGAUAUCCUCCACCAACACCAACGAUUCUGUCCAACAUCUGUCAUGCAUUGUCUGCUGUACCAAAGUUUUACACUCAGGUUCUUCAUCUGAUGAAUAAAAUGAACCUACCUGCUCCAUUUGGUCCUCUGACUCCUACACCACCUGUAAUGCCAGAUGUUCAACCAUCUGUCAACCCAGUUGGAAAAGAUAUGUUGGAAGAAGAAGAGAUGGAUGUUACAACUUCAGAAGAAGAGUCUGAAAUAGAAAGUGAAACAGAACAAGACAAAAAAGAAAAAUUACAACCCCUUAAACGUCCUACCCGUCGAGUUAAACGAAAGUUUAAGAAACCUAAGUUACAGCAACUCCAGGCUCCUUCUACGACAGUAACUGUUCGAACUGACCCUACAGAAGUGUUUGAAACGCCAGUGGGAUUUACAGAGAACCAGGCUACUAAGAAAAUCCAAUUGAAUAUUAAGCCUACAGAGGUGGAAGUGUUAAAUAAUAAGGAUAUUGUUAGUGAAACCAAAGACAGUGUUUGUGUCCAAGAAGGAGGAUUUGGUAUGCUAAUUCCUCAACAGGAUGUAGUACAUGAUACAAAGGAAGAUGAUGAAGAUCAAAAUUUGUGGGUUGGAUCAAAGUUUGUGUCGUCUGAUGAACUACAAAAAAAUAGAAUUACUAAAGAAGAAAAAAGAAGUCUAUCGGUUUUCAGAAAUUAUCAGGCAGGAGAACCAUCUUCCAGGCUCUAUAUUAAAAACCUAGCCAAACAGGUUGUUGAAAAGGAUUUACAUCGGAUAUAUGGCAGGUACAUUGACAGAGAUUCGGAGGUUGAGAAGAACAUGUAUGAUGUACGUGUCAUGAAGGAAGGUCGAAUGAAAGGUCAAGCAUUUGUGACACUGGCCAGUGAAAAGGAAGCUUCGAAAGCUGUUGCAGAAACAAAUGGAUUCCUACUGUAUGGAAAGCCGUUAGUUGUACAAUUUGCCAGGUCUGCUAAGCCAAAAGGAAAACAGACUGAAACAAAAAAAAAGUAACCACAACAAGCUCUGGAAGAAAUGAAGAUACACCAACAUUCUCUGCAGAGCCUUAGUUGUGAAAGUAGCAAAUAUUCUGUGUAACAUGUUUAACAAACAUCUACUGCCCCAAGAAAAAAAGCAGAAUGGUUUUAGAAAGUUAUCACUCAAUUUUUUUGUCGUGGUUAUUUCCUGAACAAAUAUAGUGACUCAUUUGGUUUGUCAUCUAUUAUUAAUGUAGAAAAUCAAGACAGGCUAGUUUCAUUAACAGUUUCUCAACCACCAGUCUGCAGUCCAUCAGUUAUCAUCGAUCCAUCACAACCACCUUGCUGGUACAUGUGAUUUUGUGAAAACAAACAAAAACUGACAGAAUAUUCGUAUGCUGAUCAUAAUGGUUUUCCAUUGUACUUGCAUUUUAGUGGUCCAAGACAGCUUACGGAAGUAUUGAGCCUAUCCCUGGUAUCAAAGAGGUUGAGGUAUGCUGGACUGUAACAUUAUAUUCCUAUGCGGAUAGAACACUGAUUGUAAUCAAAGAAUACCACCUGAAUGUUACAUAUUUUCAUGCAUGAUGUUCUACUUUUUCUUACAACUUAUGUAGUGUAAAUAUAUUCAGUCUAUAUUGUAAUAACUAAUUCAUAAAAAUUGUUGAAUUGUGCUUUUUCCAUUUCUUACUAUAAAUUUUCCUGUUUUAUAUAUUUCCAUGAAUAGGACUACCUGACUAUCAUGAAAAGAUUCAGUUGGUAGUUUCAAAGUUUGAAUGAGCUUUUUGUUGCUUCUGGUUAUGGGCCAUUAAUUUUCUUGCCCAAAUUAUUUUACAAUUUUUGUGUGAUUAUGCUCUUAGCUUUUAGUGACUGAAUUACAGUAUAACUGUAAGAAGGCUCCCAGAAGUACAGCAGUAUGUCUCCAGACUUACAACACUAGAAACGGGGUUUCGAUACCUGUGGUCGGAAGAGAACAAAUAGCCCAUUGUGUAGCUUUGUGCUUAAUUACAAACAAUGGAAAACUACAGGAAGAAAUACAAACUUAAAACAACUGAGUUAUAUUAGACUAAACCUCCGUUGAGAAUCAUUACCUUCGAUUUAUGAGGAAUAGUAUUGAAAAUUAUCAGUUCUAAGUUGUAAAAAUUCAUCCUGAAAGAAAAUAACUUAUGUUGUUUUUUUUCCUUAAAGAGACAUUAGACCGUGUUUUGUGAAAGAUGAAUCUGUUGCUGUCAGUAUUGUUGAAUUGUACUUGAAAUUCUAAAAUUAUCAGUAUUUUUUGUUAAGUUAUUAAGUGAUCCAAAUACCGAAAAGUUUUUCUUAGGAGGGGUCAAAGAAGCUUAUUAACCCUUUAAGUACACACUGUUUUUUUCAGUCAUAUGCUCAAAAUCAUCAUCAGAUAAGUCAGGUUUGGAGCCAUAAUUAUUUUCAGCUUUCACAAGUUCAAUUAUCUCUUCAAAUGUGAAAAACAAUGGAGCAAUUUAAUACCAUUUUGGGUCAGUUUUCUCAUAAAAAUUAAAAUUCAACUGCAAAUAUUACUGAUGUUUUGAACAGCAACAUACAUCAUUUGGAUGUGAAUCAGUGGCUGAAAUCAUCAUCUGAUUAGGCUUUUGUAUAUUGACUUUGUGCUCUUGAUUCACAUUUCUAGCAGGAAAUUCAAACACAUUAUGGAGUCACCAUAUGGUGACAGGUGGACCGAAAGGGUUUAUCCCUAAAUUCAAGAUUUCAAAUAUAUUAUAUAAUUUCAUAUAAGCUGUUGUCUUUAUGGGAAAGAUUAACUUGUAACAGGCAGUGCCCUUAGUGCUAAUUGUUGGAGUUUCAAUUACACCAAAUUGAUUUAGUUGGGGAUUACAGUCGCGAGUGGAGCUCACAAGUCGCUAACUCGAGGUAAUUUACCGUUAGAAUAAAGAAACGGAUACCAAAACUAACAUUGAACAAAAUAUAACAACAUUUAUUAAAUCUUUCCACACAUGUAAUACACUGUUAAUAUCAAUACUUAAAACAUUUACUAAACCAUUAGUUUAUAGCAACUUUACUUUUCACCUUUCAGUUAACAAGCUUCCUUUACCUACGUUAAUUGAUCAAGAGAGAUAACAAUUCUAUACUUACAACAGAGUUGGACUGGUAUACUUCUGGAGAUUUGAGACUUUCAUAUUCAUAGAAUGCUGAUAAAAAUCGAACAAGACUGAAGAACUUCAGACAUGAGUUUUUAACCCAUAUUUUCUUUGUAUUCUGUUAACCUUCCAAAUAGUGUUCCUAACUACCCGCAAGUAGUUCUAACACUUCAUUGGUCAAUUUGUGCAACUUCCCGGGCUAGUCCAAAACCAUAACCAAAACUCUCAAGCGAUUGGUUACUGUUAUGGUGAGUUAGCUGGUUGCCUUCUCACUUUUACUAGUACACCAGCGACUUAUAAGGAAUAUAUCCUCAAAGUACCGCUUUUGCAUGUUAACAUCAACUUUUUUGUACCUUCCACAGUAGUAACGAGUUUGUGUCAGUAAUUAAUCACUGCCAAUCAUUUAUGCUAGUGUUUUUCUCAACAUCUCCAAUGUAGCUUCAUUUUUUAUAACUCUUUAAGUUGUGAUUCUCAAUACCACUUAACCAGCUAGCUGUAUUUUCUUAGCUAUUGACUUUAUUUCAUAAUACAG
This is a messenger RNA of Limulus polyphemus (Atlantic horseshoe crab), 4264 nucleotides long. RefSeq names its product RNA-binding protein 40-like. Gene Ontology annotation, molecular function: protein binding; pre-mRNA intronic binding; U12 snRNA binding. The transcript has 13 exons. NCBI's taxonomy places the organism in Eukaryota, Metazoa, Arthropoda, Merostomata, Xiphosura, Limulidae. Bases 207 to 1661 code for a protein of 484 amino acids. Gene Ontology annotation, cellular component: U12-type spliceosomal complex. Gene Ontology annotation, biological process: mRNA splicing, via spliceosome. The record is from RefSeq and is a predicted model, not a curated record.